AGAGAGAGAAGGAGGAGGAGGGGGGAUGACGCUGCGUUUCAAAUGAGCACCAAGGACAGCGCCGCACUCAGCACCAGGGACAGCAAGCCACAAAACUACACGCAACCCCGCCUUUGAACACAUGCAGUUUGUUUUAUUGUGCUAUCACAACUUAUUUCCCUUUUAUUCUUCGCGCGCGCGCGCCGUGUGUGUGUGUGUGUGUGUGUGUGUGGAGACAGCUCAAUAUCUACUCACAGUGAAACGUGGUCAAAUCAAAGCCCAGCAUGCUUUGAUCUGUCCUGAUCACCGCUGUAUGUGUGGCACUAAUGACCUGCCAUACACCCUGUUAACUCUCUACUGCGGGGUCUUCUCCUGCUACCCAGUCGGGUCGCGCAGACCUGGGAAUACUUUUGAACCAGUGUGUGUUUGUGUUUCAAGUGAAACUGGCUUGGCUUUAUAGAGAAGGUGGUGGGCGGGACUUGCAGCAGUGAAGGCACACUAUUAGCUCCUGAAGGGCUCUUUCACCGGGGAACCCAAUCCCAGCCGACCGCCUCUGCCUCGGGCGGAGUUUGAGGAGACCCGCGGUUAAUUUUAGUUUGUGUUGGUUGGACGGAGAGGAGGAGGAGGAGGAAGGAGAAGAAGAGGAGGACGAAGUGGAGGAGGCGACGGCUGUCUUCUUCUUCUUGUUGUUUUUAUUUUUUAUUUUUUAUUAUUUGUCGCCUACCAGCAGGCACGUUUCUUGGGAGCAAACGCAAGCGGGUGUAACUGUCAUCGGCCGGUUUGUCCCGGUUGCGGUUCUACACUGACUUCUGUGGAGGAUAAAUCUGAUUAAUCCUUUCUUGUUGUGCUUUUUGGACCAAUUUAACUUGUAUAGAGCAUUUCACCGGAUACGGUUUGGACUAGUGUCUAAAGCCCGGACAUUGGUCAUCCAGGGGGAUAAAACAUGUCACUGUGUCAACAGCUGGAGCGGAAAACACGCGAUGGAUGUCGGUCAGUCUCCGCUUCGUAGAUAACACAUGGUCUUUAUUCACCGUUCGUGUAUUCAUUCAUUCAUUCACUGGACGGGAAGGUGAACAGACGCUGGCCUGCUGUCAGAGACACUGUGGGAAGAGGAGAACCGGUCACAGAAGCGGUGAGUGAUGCUUUAGUACAGAUUCACGCUGCGGGGGUGACAUCGGUACAGACAAAAUGAUCCCCUGUUUUGCUGUUUUAAAGAUGGAGUCCCCCUACACAGACCCUGGCUGUUAAUGCUUCACAGAUUAAUAAGUUAAGAAGGAAAGCAGAAGGAGAGGCGAAGACAAGAAGCUCUCCCCUAACCCCGGGACGAAUAACACGGCAGGAUGCGUUACCGCCGUUAACUUCCACUCUGAGUGAGUGUGGGCAGUGCCAGCAGUUGGGGACGACCGCUGGCCGUUAAUCCUACGUUGUGUGGGUGCGUGCACGCGCCUCUGUUUGUGGAUGGUGAUGGUGAGAACCGGUUUUUGAUGCGCGAGAAAGUGACGUGCCGCUCUCCUACCUUCCCGCCCUUUGCCACGAGCCUCAAGUCAACUCAGCGAACCAGGCAGCCGGGUCCAGCUUCAUUUCUCUCUCCAUAACCUCCUCACAAACUCGCCACCUUUACCCACCUUCCCCGUGUUGUUGUUGUUAUUGCUCUUAUCAUUUAUUUGAGCGCGUGUCCCUCACCCUGACUCUCCAAGUCUCGCGGGAUAUAAAGGAAAUAAAAGGGGUGAAUCUAAAAGAGCGGAGGGGAAAAGGAAAGGAAACACACACACAAGCGAAAACAGAUUAAGACGAACAGGAGCCGCCUAUAUGAAGAUGCUGAUGUGUGACCGCGGCGUCCAGAUGCUCGUGACGACGGUGGGCGCGUUCGCCGCCUUCAGCCUCAUGACCAUCGCCGUCGGUACCGACUACUGGCUGUACUCGCGCGGGGUCUGCCGCGUGAAGAGCAGCGGCGACAACGACACGAGCCGCAAGAACGAGGAGGUGAUGACGCACUCCGGCCUCUGGCGAACCUGCUGUCUGGAAGGAACAUUCAGAGGUGUGUGUAAGAAAAUUGAUCACUUCCCAGAAGAUGCUGACUACGAAGCAGACGCAGCUGAAUACCUCCUACGUGCUGUGCGUGCCUCCAGUCUUUUCCCCAUCAUGAGUGUGGGUCUGCUGUUCCUGGGUGGGCUCUGCGUGGCUGCCAGUGAGUUUUACCGAAGCCGACACAACGUCAUCCUCAGCGCAGGAAUCUUCUUCGUCUCAGCAGGCCUCAGUAACAUCAUUGGAAUUAUUGUCUAUAUCUCAGCCAACUCUGGCGACCCAGGCCAGAGUGACAGCAAGAAGUCCUACUCCUAUGGCUGGUCUUUUUACUUCGGCGCCCUCUCCUUCAUUAUGGCGGAAAUGGUGGGUGUGCUGGCUGUGCACAUGUUCAUUGAGAAGCACCGCAAGCUCCGGGCCAAGUCCCGCACUGAGCUCAUCAAGAAGUCCGCCUUUAGCCGCAUCCCCUCCUAUCGCUACCGUUUCCGGCGCCGCUCCAGCGUUCGCUCUUCAGAGGCUCCCAGCCGCGAUGCCUCGCCACUGGGGAAAGGUGGCUACACAGGGCCAGCCGCCUCCGAGAUGCCGAUGUACACGCUAAACCCACGAGAGGCCGGCAAUGCCGGCAGCAAACCUGUUGGCGGUUUAGGCGGGCUGCUUAACUCGGAGAGGGAUUUCCUCCAGAGCAGCACGCUCACUAAAGACUACAGCAAGGACCCCAACCGCAGAACCACACCUGUCUGAGAGGUGCUGGCUACAGAUAUCGCCCCAAUCACAGUAUCAAAGAGGAGGAGGAUGAGAAAUACAGGGGGGAGUGCAAGCAAAAGCAGGGGACACACAGGGUUAUGGGGUGGGAAGGGGGGGGUUGCUAAACUUCGACUGUGAACUGUGAACUUUUAGCCUUCGAACUGUGAAUCCUGAGCCCUGUGAGAGUGCGUGUAGCAGGGUUGGUUUUAAUAGAGAAGUUGUUCCCAGCCCCAGCACAUAUCACUGUAGUAAUACUUGUAACUCCUUAUAUAUCAAGGUACAUUCGGUUUAUGUUCAUGAGUUUUAUGUUCAUAAAUUGAUUUUCAGGCUUUUUCCUCACAGGAGAAAUGGGAAGUAGUGGAAAUGUAAAAUAUAUUAAGUGUUUUUUCUAUUUGGGGCAACUUCUCUUUAAAAAAAACAACACAAAAAAAACAAAAGCGCCACAAAAAAACUCCAAUGUGAAUUUGAGGAGAAGAGGUGACAGACUUUGUGUGAACCUCUGUCCUCCUGACCUUUUGGAUAGCAGCAGAGUCGGGUCAGGGAAGGGGAACGGCCUUAGAGCUCCCAGCUGACCCUCUGAUUACAGUAAACGUGAAGACGUCAGCACCUCGUCGUGGGUUCUGAUUCCUUUUCAGUUCAGCUAGAUUCAAAUUAUAAACUGAAGAUCGGUUUGCCCAUUUAAACCAGUGCAUUUGUGGAAGCAGUUAUCAUUUUCUAUACAUUUUGUAUAUAAACUUUCAUACUGAUCGAUCAGAAAGCUCGCUUCACGACUGAACUGAAAAUGAAUUGAGCUCUUCCCUGGUCACAUUUUCCCCUCAUCGCUCUGAUUCCAGGUCAGUGGUUAAACCUGCCAGGCGGUUUCAAUGAGUAAAGAAGAAACCGCGGAUUAGCUGUUGCAGGCUGGGUAGAAAAGGUCUGACUCAACAACCUAAAGAAUCUCUUAUAGAUGGUAACGUAAGAUCCAUUGGUGCUUCCUUCUGUUUUUUCUGCCACUUCUUGAUUUAUUUAUUUUUUCACCUAAAACCUAAAAAGAGGUGGUCUGUCUGCCAAGCUGUCUGUCUGCGUCCAUGUGUCACCUCUCACCUUUUUCUGUGUAGCCACACCUCCACACAUCCUCUCACCUUGCCCACCCUCUCCACUAGAUUUAGCUCCUGUCUUCCAUUGGUGGUGUUUUUGGAGACUAGUUAGGUUUUCUGGAGGUUGUUGUUUCAGGGUACUGUGGAGGGGAGACCGCUGAGCUGUGAAUAGGCUUUAAGGCAGCACCGUUUGUUUGCCCACUACCUCUUGGUGAACACAUUUCUGAUUUAAUAUUAAAACCUGUCAGAUUUACAGCCGCAGGAGUAAACACAGGCUAAAGUAGACGUCUCCAAUAGGAGGAAACUGUCCGUAUGUAGCACACAAAUUAAGGAGCGGGAGAUGGAAUUGGAGGAUAUCCAAUUGUAUUAUUUAAGAUGUUACUAAGUCACUCACAGCCUCCUCACUGCUCUUCAUCUCCACUGCUCACACACAUUCUGGCUGACAAACUAGUUACUUACUCCACUGCCACCUCUCCAGCCUUAAAACAGGACCAGUGUCAAAUACUGCUGCGAUCCACGCAUCGAGGCACCGGAGGACACUUUGUGUGCAUCUGACUGAGCAGCAGUGUUUGGACGCCUUUCAGACUAAUGGCCUUUACACACCGGACACGUAAAAUUUGCACCAAUAUUUUGUUUGUUAAAAAUACUCGCCUAUUCUCAAUGCAGGCGUUCACAGCUACCACAUAAUUUUGCAAGAUGAAUUUGCAUUUAAUUUAUAGAAUCAAGCACAAUUUUUUCAGAUGUUUUGCAUACGAAUUAACAGAUCUGACCAAUCAGACCACUGCAUGUAGCAACAAGUGCGCUUGUAGCUCAAACGCACUUACUUCAUGAACAUACUGAAACACAAGUACUGAACACACACAUAAAAAUAAAUAGUAAUAACAAAACAAUAGUGUUUCUUUUCAGACAUAGAGCUAGAUGGUGCUCCAGGUCAGUCGACUCUGAAAUAAUUUCCCUCAGAUGUGGGAAGAGCUCAGACUGCCCUGCUGACAUCCUGAAAUAUGUACGACAGCAGUCGUGAUAAAGAUUCAACUCCUGCUGCUGCCUUCUCGUGAGAAUUGAAUGAACCCAGAAUCUCUGCUUCUUUCCUUUCGUUGUUUAGAAACAUCAGGACCAGUUCAUUGUGGCUUGAUGCGUCUUUUUUGAGGACAUUUUUUGCAAAAUCGGUGUGCAUAUACGUAACACAACAAAUUCGCAUCUGAAAAAUCUAGAAUUUCAUUUUGGGUUUUUUGCAGCAUGGUCGGUGUGUAAUGGCCUUACUUUUCUGCAGGAAAAGCAGCACAAAAAACUACUGUGAUAAAGCCCCUGAUCUACUACUAAAUGCCUAAUAUUUACACAGUCAGUCCACCUGGUUUCCCAACAAUCUAAUGCUGCAUCUGUGCAUUUGUAAGCAGUGGCAACUACUGUCAUUCUGAAGUAUUCCAGCUUUUUAGUAAAAGGAGGCAUAUUCUAAAACAUUAAGAAAACAAGCUGAAUUAUUCACUUUACUCAGUAACUUUCUAUCUCACGACACGAGGCGACAGGAUUUGACACUGUGAGAAAAAAGGCAACACAGCCAUAAAAUCUACAGAGAGGAGACAGGAAGGGUUGUGAAACCUGAGCAUGAGUAUCUAGUCACACCAUUUUUCUCAACCUGUUUCUGGGACUGUGAGUAACAAGUAAGUGUGAAACUCAAAAGAGGAAAAAAAAAAUGCUUUUUUUAUUUUUUCAGUUGUUGUUCUUUUACCUUCCCAUAAACAGCCAUUGCACUGUUUUGUAUAAAGUCGACAUGAAACAACACCAACCCGACACUGUCAAGCUACUACUCUGACAGUCAUUACUCUGAUAAUAAAAUGUUUUAAACCUCGCACACACUGUUUAAUUUAUGAUGCUGCUGUUUUAUCUCCUGUCUCCGACGCCAUAAAGGGAGCUUAAAGGGACAAACGUGCAUUGCUACUGUCCUCUACAUGUAAAUAUUAAUUUUGCAACUGCAACUAGGGGCAUCAGCUUUUGUCAUGGGCUGUGAAAGGGAAAAAAAACCCUACUUUUCUCCAAGCAAGGGCUUUUAAUUUUUAAAGGACAGGAGCACACAAGGGCUUUUUAUGCUCAGCACUGCAGCAAUUUCAUUUUAAGGGUGUAACUUGGGAGGGAGGGGGAGAAAAAGCAAAGUACAUUUGCACAGAAACAAUCGUUGUUGAACAAGCUAACCGCUAAUACAGCGCGCUUUGUGUAAAAGAGAAGCUGAAGUAGAGGAAAAUCAGACUACACUCUUCUACUCUGCUAGUUUUUUUGACUUAACUUUAGGUUAGAUGAGUAAUUUUGUGACGUAAUUAGAGAUAAAGACUAUUGCCUUAAGCAAAGGUAGCAUAAUUAAGACUUAUUUCAGUUGCUUAAGGUUCAAACAUAAAUUAGCGAAAUAUGCCUGGUGCCAAAUAUUACUCCAGAUGUUUUCUAUGUAUCACGACCUCCAGGUUAGCUUUAGGUUUGCAGCUGUAAGUACUCUUCUCCACGUAGGAUUUACUGACUCAGCAGUAGCGGUAGCUUCGUAGCUCUCAUCGGCUCAGACCUCGAGGGGUCUGCUUAGGGUCGAAGUUCAGAACUGCCAUCCAUGAGCCAUGUCAGCGUUGACCAUUCAAACCAUGCAUGCCAUCACCAUUUGCUUCCAGUGCUUACAUUUGCUGUAGUCUCAAAUGGCACCCUAAUCUCUAUACUCUGUAGGGAUACUCGACUGCUACACAAAAGACGCCUUACAAGGGCGCGCGGGCCCGUUAGCCCGCGCUGUAAUGAUGUUUACUUCAGUAGAGCAAGGGUGCUUUUUGAGACUAGGCCGCUGUCUAUCUCUUCUUCAUAAAGCUUUGAUACUCUGAUAUAUUAUUAGUAAAAAAGAAAUUAUUCUAUUCUAUUCUAAAGGUGCCACUGUGCAGAGGAUGAUAAACUCUGUCACAUAUUGUAGUAAUCUAUUCAUUGGGGCGGGGGCUGGGGAGGGUUGAUCGCAGAGGGGCGGAGUUGGGAAGCAGGGGUUGUAGUCUUUCUAAUAUUCUAUUAUUCUAGUUUCAUUUUCUACUUUGAUGUGAUUGUGAGGUUGUGUUGUUUUAAUCACAUCUGAAGUUUCUGACAGGAGGGACAUUAGGAGGAGUGGAGCACUCGGACGAUCGCUCAUGGACAUAAACCUCACCUCGCCGGUGCCAGAGGUCACUUUACAAUUUGCCAGCAGGACACUCAGCACUGCAGUGCACACACACACACACACACACACCACACACGGAUACAUGCAUUCCAAGUAGCUAUACAUACAAAUUCCUGUACUUUUGAGGACUUUUACCCAAAGCUUCAACACUAGUUUCUGUUGUUUGCACUUGCACAGGAGAAGACUGCCUCAGAUAGCAGGCUACAAGCAUCACUAAACCCUCCAGUUUCCCGAGUUUGGAAGACGUAACGACUGUUAAUUAAAGAAUAAAAACAGGGUUAAGAACUGUCCGAUGCAUUAUUUAAAACCUGAAACAAUGAAGCAUCGACUUCCAGGAAAAAUAUGGUCGGAAAAACCCCCCCAGAAUGAUCGUGAUCCAAUCGUAGAACUCACGGCUAUGUUAAUAGCAAAAGUAAGGGUAUUUAAACACGCACAAGAGAACUAAACAGCUGUGAAAAGCAUGUAUUAGUGAGGCUAGUUGGUGAAUAAAAGGUUUCAGUUUGCUCAGAAGCAUAUAGAUCGGACUCUGGAGGAAUGGAAAAAGGUCAUGUGGUCUGAUGAGUCCAGAUUUACCCCGUUACAGAGUGAUUUAUAAGAUAGAUCCAGCGUUUACUUUACAUCUGGGGUUGUUUCAGUUGGUCUGAUCUAGGUUCAGCAACCUUAUGUGGCCCCCCCAAAAAUGGGGGGUCAUCUGACAACGUGAUUAAAAUGAAUGACCAACAAUGAUUCCUUUCUUUCCUCACGGCACAGGCAUGAUGAUCCAAGAUGAUUGAUAAUCUUUAGGAUGUGCUGCAGAAUCAAAACAAAACUGGACAGAAAUAAACAUUCGCAUCAUGUAAGCUCAUCAAAAUAAUGCCAUCAUCAUUAAAGGUAAUCAGCUGAUAUCAGUUAUGACCGAACAGUAUAAUGAAACUUUUGCACACUUAAACUUUAACUUGAAAUAGAAAUCGAAGCUUUGGGAUUAUUGGUCCUCAUGAGUAUAGGAGCACAAGAACACAGCACAACACGACGUAGCCUCGUUAAUGAUCACACACACACACAUCAUGCUCACAGCUUCAGCUUUGCCCGGUGUGGCGCAGAGAGAAAUGUUCUGUUCUGGGGUAAAAAAAAACAAAACAACUAUCACUGUGUCAUAUUUGGUGUUUCUUUGGAAGAAAAACGACAAACUGUUACCACUGCGUUGCUGUCGUGUCGCUCCUCGAUGGGACUUCAGUACACUGAGCCAGCUAAUCAACCACGGAGGACCAGAAAAAAAACUGUUUUGAAGGAGUAGUUCAGAGACAAACACUUGCUAUAAGCACUCUACACUUUGCACUCGCAACACACACACCAACACACACUAACGCAUUUAAGGUCACUGUGUGAGGAGGGCUUACAGGUGGAGUUAUGUGCCUGCAUGUUUGUGUGUGUAAAUAUUUACAUUGUGCGUGUUUGUGUGCGUGUGUGCAGUUAGCCUCUCCUCACCCAUGCACCCAGUGCCUGCCUGUCCUGCCUUCAGACAGCUCCAAGAUCAGCCAUGGGGCGUCCAGUAUAACCUCCUCUGCAUCCUCGCGACCUUUAAUGGUUGGACCGGGAUCAGUUUUAGAGCUAACUGCCCCGAUCAUUCCUCAGCAGACGCAGCCAUACAAGCUAGUAGGACUGUUCUGGAUUCAGUCGGCUCUGGCGGAAACAUUUUUAUUGUAUUUUUUAAUUUGGAUCUUGUUUUUCUUACAUUGCCGUCUCUGUCUGUGCAGCUGGUUUAGGAUCAGCAGAGGGGGCUUGGGAAUAGACUAUGAUCUAUUGAGUCCCUAGUGACACCUGGUCUUGAAUCAGCACGAGCUGAUUUUGCCUGCUGUUCCUCGUGUUCCCAAAUGUCCCAUAAAUUUGGGAAAACAAGCUGUGUGUUCGCUCUGAAAGACUGACUUGUAAAAUUGUUAGGCUUUUUAAAAUGUGUCCUUUAGGAAGUUUCACUCACCAGAUUUCCUCCUCGAAAUGAUUUCACUUUAACUUCAAGCAUUGUUGACGGCGGUGGCAGUUUAUGGAUUGCGGACAAGUUGUUGUUUUAAGUUUUCUAAACAUAAUCUAUUGAUAGAUAAAGAAUAGCAACCAUUAUUACAAGAAUAAUUUCAGCCUUGGUGACUAUUAGGCCUGUUUUAUUUUGGGGGGUUUGUGCCAACCUUUAGCCUUUUAGCAAGAGAGAUUUUGUACCUGUCCUAUAUUUCACAUGAAUUAUUUUGACAGGGAAUACAGAGCGAUUAAAAUGUGCUUUUAACGGUUUUGCCUCAAGCCCUGCAUUCAGACAGUGCUGUUUACGUAGUUCACAGAAUAUAUCUGUGGCUGGCACGGUUGACUGACCAAGGAUGAAAGGCCCAAAACAGUACCGUGUUUUACCAAGCUUGGAGAGUUUCGCAGGAAUAUUCAGGCUCCUUGCUUAAAUUUCUUUUGAAAGUAGCAACAAAACAUGUUUUUUUUCUUCCUGAACAAGUGAAAUCAGACGGUGUCCUUAAACGAAAAGAUUGUGACUGUUUUUACUGAGAUUUACAAAAGACUCGCAGGGAAAUAUCGACAACAUUUAAUGUGACAUACUUGUAUUGGAUUACUACACAGGUUUCUCUAUGAGAAAGCCACGCCCCAAAGAGUCUAAAUUGCCCUUGAGUUUUUACUGAGCCAUGUUGUAAUGGGUAGAGUCAGGCUACUCAGUGUAUGAAACCAGUGUGACAGUGCCCUGGCUGUGGGCUUUUUGCCACAUUAGCUGCAUAACUCUGUGAUUGGCAAAGCCGGUUAGUGCACUACUUCAUUUCAGACUGUAAAAAACAUUAAAUCAACAGUUGCAAUUAGAUUUGCUUCAUCCUUCAGGAUUAAGUAAGUUAUUUGUUACAUAAGUAGCAUACCCAGCAAACCAUAUACAGGACGUAAAAUAGAGGUGUAGUAAAAGUAGUGGUCCAAUGGACACAUCUUCUCCUUGUCCACAGACUAGUAUAACCGUAACCUUUUAAAAAGCCAUUUGUACAUCUAAAAUCUGCCUCCUUUGUUGCACCCUGGACUUAAUGCAUCUGGCUGUUACAGCCAUAUUUACCCAGAGAUCAGACCACUUCAAUGUGACGUGAAAGUCUCACAAGAAUGUCAAGAAAUACUCAAGCAGACAUAGUUAGCAUCUCCAAGAUGUCAACAAAAAACGCUAAGCAGUAGUUGUUUAACAUCAAAAUGUUUGCUGUGAUAGCUUCACUUAGUGAUUUAGUGCUCUUUAAUUUACUGCAAUGUUUAGCAUUGUUGCUACAGAUCAGCAAGGUAACAUGCAGUUCUGCUGUUAUUUAGUUCAACCCCACAGAAAGUGGCUAGCAUGGCCGUAAACUGUUGUGCUGUGCCUCAAAUUACACAUUUCUGUUCUUUUAAGCUAAUGUGUACUUAGCACACACACCAGUAUUAAUUGACAGAUAUUCCAUGUGUUAUAGCAUGAUUUAGUGUUUUGUUACCUUCUUGAAUUCUGUAGAAGAAUCUGAAGAAUUUAUUAUUGCAGAAAAACGGAGACUAAAAAAAGCAGCAGCUAGUGAUCCAGUAUUUUUAAUAUAACUCUAAAAAGAAGAAGAAGUUACUUUCAGUUGCUCUUUUAUUCACAGGGGUCUCCCACAGUGGGUUGUUUUUUAUUUUUAUGCCAGCUCCCUUUCCUAAUCAACUCCAUAAGGGACAUGUGUCUCCUCCCAGGAUCAAACCAGGGAUUAAACCACUAGCAACACUAGCAUCCUCACAUUACGCUGGUAAGCAGAUGGAAGUAUCUGAACUGAGAUACACCGACAGUUUUUGGUGGUAAAUAAAUGUAACCUGACUUUAUCCAUUUCAAACUGACCCGAGGACUGUUAGAAAAAAAUGCCAGAGCACAAACUCAGGAGAAGAGUCUGAUAUUUUAUUUAAUUUUUUAUGAAUUUGUCAGUUAGUUUAUUAAUUUCUGAACAGAGCGACAAAAUUUGCCACAAAGACAGAGCAAACAAUCCAGAAAUAUUGUAUGUUCAUAUGUAUAUUGUGAGUACGGCGGUGGCCAGCAUAAAGUUGUUUUCAGGGAGUGUAUCUUAGAGGCAUUGUAGCAUUUUGCUUCAAGAUGAAGCAGUUGAUGACUGUAAGGAGGACUAGUAACAAUCAGCUGUUACUCUGUGUGUCUUUAGGGUUAACACUGGAGAUUCUGGGUGUUUUCUUGCAGCAGUCAUUAAAGUAUAAAGUCAAAUGUACAGCUGAAACUUCAAGUAGAAGUAUAAAGUAUAAAAAAUACACUAAAAGCAUGAUGGUAAUAGGUUUAAGUGUUAAAGAUUGUGUAAAUCAGUGUCAGCGGGCAGCUUUUUAUCUUGCUCCAUACCUCUGAGCCCUAUCAUGAGAUAAUUAGUCCUCUACAAACAAAUAUACACACACACAUGCAUGCAGAAACAUGCUGGCACUCACAUUUGUCUUUCUAUACACAGGAACACUGACUGCAUCAUUCUCACACACACACACAUACCAACAAACACACACACACAUACACACAGAUGCCAGCCAUUUUCACUGUAUACUUUAUAAUGUAAACCUCCAACUAACAGCAGUCUGACACGGACACAUGCUGUGAUUAAAAGCACACUUUUACUUACGUGGUAUAAAUAUGAUUACCUAUAUGAAGGAUAUUAUAUACAUCAUAAUAUUAGAAAAUAAAGAGUCACCUUUUCAAAGUG
Oreochromis niloticus (Nile tilapia) is the source of this 11660-nucleotide messenger RNA. It is a transcript of the gene cacng3b, whose product is annotated as calcium channel, voltage-dependent, gamma subunit 3b. Gene Ontology annotation, biological process: positive regulation of synaptic transmission, glutamatergic; postsynaptic neurotransmitter receptor diffusion trapping; regulation of AMPA receptor activity. Gene Ontology annotation, cellular component: postsynaptic density membrane; AMPA glutamate receptor complex. Gene Ontology annotation, molecular function: channel regulator activity; voltage-gated calcium channel activity. The coding region runs from base 1789 to 2742 and encodes 317 amino acids. The record is from RefSeq and is a predicted model, not a curated record. The transcript is spliced from 4 exons. Lineage: Eukaryota; Metazoa; Chordata; Actinopteri; Cichliformes; Cichlidae.